GCUACUUUAUGUAAACCAGGUCAUAUGUUUGACUACCCUAGCAAUGGGAACACUAAUAUUAGAGACACCCGUUUGGAAUCUUCAAAGUGGAAAAAAAAGGUUUAAGAUCAGUUGAGAAUGUGUUUCUAUAUUCUUAGGCCUGUUGAGAUGCAUAUGUUCCUAUAUUCUGUGCGUAAAGUUUUUAAUUAAUAUCCCAUGGAUUAUUUUCCUAAACUUAAUAACACACAUGGUCUUACAAUAGUACGUAAGACAUUGGCAGAAAUAGAUGCACAAGGGGAGCUUCAACCAGAUGGAACACUUCUUAUAGGUGGCGAAGCAGUUGCAGUCAUUUAUUUCAGAACUGGAUAUGCACCAAUUGAUUAUCCUUCAGAAUCAGAAUGGAGAGCUAGGCUACUUAUGGAGCAGUCCUGUGCAAUCAAGUGCCCAUCAAUUUCUUAUCAAUUAGUUGGUACCAAGAAGAUUCAACAAGAGCUUGCAAAACCCAAUGUACUUGAAAGGUUCCUUGAAAACAAAGAUGACAUUGCCAAGCUACGAAAAUGCUUUGCAGGGUUGUGGAGUCUGGAUGAUUCAAACAUUGUCAAGAACGCAAUAGAAAAACCUGAGUUAUAUGUUAUGAAACCACAAAGAGAAGGCGGAGGGAACAAUAUCUAUGGAGAUGAUGCAAGGGAAACCCUCCUAAGAUUGCAGAAGGAAGGGACUGAAGCAAAUGCUGCUUACAUCCUCAUGCAAAGAAUUUUUCCAAACAUAUUUCCCGCUAUUCUGAUGAGGAAUGGCAUCUGUCAUAAAGAUCAUGCCAUAUCAGAACUUGGUAUUUAUGGUGCUUAUCUAAGGAACAAAGAUAAAGUUAUAAUGAACGAUCACUCUGGUUACUUGAUGCGUACAAAGGUCUCUUCCGCGAAUGAGGGAGGCGUUGUAGCUGGAUAUGCAGUUUUGGACAGUAUAUAUUUGGUUUGAGGGAAGUGUUUCUUCAAUCUGGACAGUUUGGGUUCCAAUUGUGUCUAAUACCAUUCAGCCAGAUCUCACAUUUUUUGAGCUGAAAUGGAGACAUAUAUGUUGUAGUUUUUCUUUCUUUCUUUUCUUUUUCUCUGUUCCUGUUUUUUUUUAUGUUACACUGGGUACCCUGCUAAAAUGAACAUUUUUUUGUGGUUUUUACAAAUUGAAGCUUGCCGAAAAGCACAAACAAUGAACAAAUUGAAGCUUACCAAAAAUUUUUACAUUUCACCUUCUUGUUCAUAGGUAAAAUGUGGAAGUCCAAGUACAGUUCUUGUAAUGUCUAUUUUGCUUUUGAAAAAUGUGAAUCUUUCGAGAAUUUAAUGGCAAAGUCUGAACUAAUGUAUGUUUUUUCAUAAAAUUCCCUUGGUUACAAUGAAAUAAAAGCCAAAAUUGGAGUCGUGACAGAGAUAGCCAAAUAAAAUCAAGAAGAGCCCAGUGGAUCCAUCUGUCCAAUGCAACUGUAAUGAACAAAUGAGUGAAAGAUUAAUUGAAAGAAUGAUGACUAUUGUAUGUCUAUAUUCACAAAAAAAGAACCGUAGG
This is a messenger RNA of Ilex paraguariensis (yerba mate), 1533 nucleotides long. The record is from the annotation of a GenBank genome assembly. Lineage: Eukaryota; Viridiplantae; Streptophyta; Magnoliopsida; Aquifoliales; Aquifoliaceae.